AUGAACGAUUGGAUGGCCCCGAUCGAGGGCUUCGUUCGGCGCGCGUCGUCGCUGGUGACGGUGUACCAAGCGCCGGCGCCACCGAGCGUCGCGCCUGGGUCGAAGAUGGACGCGCUCGAAGCCGUCGUGCGUUGGCACCUCGGCGGCGAGACGUCGACGACGCUGGUCGUAAAAGAGGUGACGGAUGUCAUCGUGAAUGAGGUGACGAGCUUUCCGGCGAAUAAGCUCGUGGUCGGCGAAACGCCGAGCGUGGCGAUGCACGUGCCGGUGCCGUCGUUGCGGGCGGCGACGACGUUUCCAACCUCGACCAAGGCGUUGGCGGCGGGACGGAGCGUGGAGAAUCCUGGGAACGCGACGGCUGAGAUGCCGGUGAUGUUGCCGACUUGGGACCAUUGGACGCAACCGACGACGGCUUUGACGCUUCGGACGGUGCUAAUGGUGACAAGUGCGUUGGCGGCGGCGGGUGGAAUGCGUGUGGGGAGCGGCUCGGCAGACGAACAAGCAGCGCUAAAGAGUAAGAUUUACGUCUUGUUACCACAGUGUGCGACGAUGGGAGAUUUACGAACGGUGUUCGCUCGGCUCUGGCCCGAUAAUCCGUACGAGCUCGUCACGUACUCGCGAGAGGGGAUUUGGGAAAACGAAACGAGCGAGCUAUAUGCAAAACGGCGAAAAGGGCACAAGAAGCUCGUCAUGUUGUUGAAUAUUUCCGCCCCUGGGGACGAAGAUGCGGCUGAAUCCGACGGCGAAGCCAUGGUCAACACUGUUGAACUGUUGCUCGAAAAAGAAGUCCCAUUUGUGCAGCUCACGUUGUGGUUGGACAACUCACUUGCGGUGUCCGUGAAGACGGGCAAGGCGCGUAAUGUGGAGAAGGAACGGCUCAAGACCCUCAUGGAGGGUCGCACGAAGAUUCUCCUCGGUCGAUCGGUGAAACGCGUGCAGGCUAGAAAAAGUGUACUCCGGGCGUUUGAAGCGGCGCAAACCGACCCCCAAGGUCGUGCUCUUAUCGUUCUCGAGGAAGCGCUCAAAGAAGCACGCGCGCUCGGCGCCAUGCAGGAUGAAGGCGAAAAGUUAAUGAGAGACAUUCGUAGUAAGGCGAGCGCGGCCGAAGAGUUGGCGCUCGCGAAUGCCUUACGAGCAGCGUGUUUGCAGGUUCCUAUGGAUGUUCAGGCUUUGCAAGCGACUUACGCACGGGCUGAACAGUUCUUAGGUAACGCGACAGACGUCGCAGAGGACGUGCAAUCGAGCCUGGAUGAGUUCGACGACGUUGACGAAGCGGCGGCGUCUAUGUCCUACGACCCCGAUCCGUUUGCCGCUGUCAUAGACUCCAUCGCUGAUGAAGGCGGUAGCAAGAAGAAGAAAAGCGCGCGAAGCGCUUUGACAGCGGCGGUCAUUGGAGCCGAACGCGCUUUGCGCGCCGACGCGCUUGAAUCGGAUUUACGCGCUGCUCUAGCGGAUGAGACGAGUAGGAGCGUGGAAUCUGUGCCUAGGUUGGAGAAUUUAUUGCUACAGGCGGCUAAGCUUGCAUCGAACGGUCCGCCACUGACGCAAGAAGGCGCCGCAAAGCUGAACACUCUCGUGAGUCGAGUGCAGAGUCGAGCAACCGCGCUACAAGACAUGGAGGGUGCUCGCGCGGCGCUUCUCGAAGCGAUGAGGCCGUCGGCAAAUGGAAUCGAUCAAGCCGUCGGUGGGAUCACGUCCGAAGAUGUCAAAGUGCUAGAAUCAGCCCUAUCUAGGGCGCGUUCUUCUGCUUGGCCGUGGCAAUUGGAUGAAUUGAUUGAAAAAGCUGAACGAGUCCUCGUGAGGUGGCGACGUCUUGAACGUUUGGAGACGGCUAUUUUGAGUAGAAGUCGAACUGAACUUCGGUUAGCGCUCGAAGAGUCACAACGCGACCCAGAGUCGACGGACGUUGAUAUGCGUCGAGCAAAAGCUGUGCUGAGCGAGUUAGAAGCCGAAUCUGCGCUCGAAGGUGGUGACCAGCGUUUGCGCGCGUAUUUCGCGGCGAGCAAAGUCGCGUGGGCCACCGGCACGGUCACUCCUGAAAGCGCACAAAUGCUACUCACGCUGAGAGAAAGCUUGGAUAUUACGCAAGCCGAACAUGAACAGAUUCAACGCAUGGCGAAUGCGGCAAGUGGGUUGGUGAAGCCAUCAAAGUCUUCGACUCCAAAGAUGUCUGGAAUGAGCUCAAAAAAGCCUGUACGGUUCGCAGGCCGAGACAACGGCGUGCGUGGUCCGUUGUUCGAAUCUGCUGAAACCGAACUUAUGGCAAGCAGUGACAGUGAAGACUUCGAAGACGUUAAACUCGCGUGGGCGAACGCGGUGCCGGACGAAGAUGGUGUCGGGGAAAUGACGGAUGAUACGUCGGACGGCACGAGUGGCUGGCGUCGCGUCGGCGAAAGCAUCAUUUAUAACGAGGAAGAAGUCAUCGGUGUCGGCAGCGCGGGUACUUACGUUUUUCGAGGAUACGUUAGACACACUUCGCGUGCAAGGCACGCCGUUGCAGUCAAAAGAAUCGCGCGCCCGCCUGGCGAGAAGGGUCGUGAUCUCGUGCAACUCGUCGAACGCGAAGUCGAGUUGAUGACGGCACUCAAUCAGUCACCAUUGGUUCCGUUCUUCCACUGCUGGGGUAUCACGAGUUCUAACGUCUUCAUCGCACAAGAGCUCUGUCCAGAGUCGCUUCGCGAGCACAUCGCGCGCCAGCCGAAUCUCUUGGCGGCGAAACGAAUCAAGUUGCUGAAAGGCGUCGCCGAAGGCAUCGCAUGGCUUCACGACGACGGCAAGACGCAAGGGUGCAUCACACAUAACGAUUUGAAGCCAGAAAACUUGCUUGUGACUUCAAAUGGCAAGGUAAAAAUCGCCGACGUCGGUCUCGGCGUGCGACUUCGCAAAGAAGAGGGCGACUCUGAUCAAUACUCGUUGGGUACGUUCAGCAAGUACGGCAUCUCCAUCGUCUUGGCCGGGCGUGCGCCCGAAAUCUUGGCUCGAAAGCCCUUGACACCCGCGGCGGAUAUUUGGGCGAUGGGUGUCGUGUUCUUUUACGUCCUCACCGGGUUCAACUCUCCAUUUGGUGAAGACCCGAAUGUGAAGCCGAGCGACGACGAGAUUCUCAACGGUCGUUACAACUUACAACGACUCAUGAAUGCAAACGACAUGCCGCCCAGACGCGCGAUUGAGGCGCGCCAUUUGCUUUCGGCGAUGUUAUCGCCCAACCCGGCGAUGCGGCCGACGGCAGAAGGAGUACUGAAUCAUCCACUGCUGUGGGACGACGACACCGUCCUUGAAAACUUGAGCGACCUGCACGCGGGAUCCGCCAAGCUACAAACCAGCCUGACGAGCGUGCUUCAGAGUGUCAACACAAAAGCGCUCUUGGGCGGUGACAGCGAACGAGGCGCACUUCUCGCCGCGGUAUCCAUGGACCUCCAAGAUUGGCAACGUCAAAUCGAACCAGCCCUCUUGUCGCGCGUGGUAAACUUUGCGCAGCGAAACGGCGACGGCGUCCCGCACUCGUCGGACGCCAACAACCACAAGCAAAAACCGCCGCGAGGUCAAUCUUCGGAGCAAAGCACCAAGCCCUACCGCGCUGGCUUCGCUGAUCUCUUAAGAUUCUGCCGAAACGUCCACGAGCACCCGCCCGAGACCAACAAGGAGCUCGCCCCGCUUCUUCGCAAGCUCGCCGACGCCGACGCCCUGCCUUUCGGCGUCGAUCUCGACGCCUCCGCGCGUUCCUACACUCGCGAUCAACGUCGCGCGAUUUUUGCCGCGUACGUCACGCUCACCUUCCCCGGCCUUCCCCUCGCCGUGCACGAGUGCGCCGCCGCCGUCGCGCACCCGUCGUCGCCCUCGCGUCCGAAUCAGGCCGCGUCCAAAACGCAAAAUUCUUUUCCUUCUUAG
This is a messenger RNA of Ostreococcus lucimarinus CCE9901, 3888 nucleotides long. RefSeq lists its product with no specific name. Gene Ontology annotation, cellular component: IRE1-TRAF2-ASK1 complex. The record is from RefSeq and is a predicted model, not a curated record. Bases 1 to 3888 code for a protein of 1295 amino acids. The transcript has a single exon. Gene Ontology annotation, biological process: intrinsic apoptotic signaling pathway in response to endoplasmic reticulum stress; IRE1-mediated unfolded protein response; protein phosphorylation. Gene Ontology annotation, molecular function: ATP binding; protein serine/threonine kinase activity; RNA endonuclease activity. NCBI's taxonomy places the organism in Eukaryota, Viridiplantae, Chlorophyta, Mamiellophyceae, Mamiellales, Bathycoccaceae.